Messenger RNA from Ostreobium quekettii, 2094 nucleotides. The record is from the annotation of a GenBank genome assembly. Lineage: Eukaryota; Viridiplantae; Chlorophyta; Ulvophyceae; Bryopsidales; Ostreobiaceae.
AUGGAAGGGGAUGAGUUUGUCUCACGAGCAUGCGAAGCCUCGCUCGAGAUACCCAUCGUGUUGCUCACGGGUCUCGCUCUCGAUGAAGCCGACGCGCCCGAGGGGAUCGAGACCCAUGAGGCCAGGGAGAUAUCCCGGCAGAGGAUUAUGAAAAAACAGGCGCUCCAUAUUUUGCUCGUGGAAGACAACCUGGUCGAUGCUCGACAGAUCAUCCGCCAGCUCAGUCGGCUCGAGCGUGUUCACGCCGAGAUCGUGCACGUCGAGACCUACGAGGGGGCCAUCGAUGCCCUGGUCGAGAGCCAGGCCGGUUUCGACAUCAUCCUGCUCGACCUCGGCUUGCCCGACACCUCAGAGUUCGAAGCGUUGCGCGGGCUCUCGGCGCAGUUCCCGUGGGUGCCGGUCAUCGUCCUGAGCGGCUUCGAUGAGGACGCCAUCCUCGAUCUCACCAUGGAUAUGGGCGCUCAGGAUUACCUCCAGAAAGGCUCCUACGAACCCGCCUUGCUCGGUCGCGCCAUCUCGCACGCCAUCAAACGCAAGGCCUCUCUCGAGAUCCUCCACCAGCUCGAGGCGCGCCAACAGGUCGUCGAACGCUUCACCGAGGAGCUCGUGAUCGUCCACGAACUCAGCGGUGAGUGUCUCUACACGUCAGGCGCGCUCCAGAUCUUCUCGGGGAAGUAUCGCACCAACCUCGUCGGCAAGGCGAUCCAGAACCUGAUGCACCCCAGAGAUCGCGACGAGUUCAAUCGCCGCGUCCGGGAGCUCGGGCCGCUCGAUGUGAUGACCUUUCGCUUUCGCCUCGAGGGGAAGCAGGGCAAGACCGAGUGGGUCGAGUCGCGCACGACCUGGCUCGAUGACGGCGAGGAUCGAGAUGCGCCGCCGCUGAUUUCGGUCUGGCGCGAUGUCACCGAACAACAAAAGCUCCAGGAGCAGCUCCUCCACUCCCAGAAGAUGGAGGCCGUGGGUCGCCUCACCGGCGGCGUAGCGCAUGACUUCAACAACCUGCUCACGAUCGUCCUGAGCUGCUCGGAGUCCCUGCUCGGCUCACUGCCGGAUAACCACCGCGGCGUCGAAGAUGUCAGGAUGAUCAUGGACGCCGCCGAACGCGGCGCGGCGCUCACGCGCCAGCUCCUCACGUUCAGCAGGCAGGAGCUCAUCCAGAUCAUGUCCGCCGACCUCAACGAGGUCGUCAACUCCCUCUCGGGCAUGCUCGAGCGCACCAUCGGAGAACAUAUCGAGCUCGAGGUGCAGCUCGCCGCGCGACCCUGUUUCAUCCAGUCGGACAUCUCCCAACUCGAGCAGGUGGUCAUGAACCUCGUGAUCAACGCGCGCGAGGCGAUGCCCGCUGGCGGCAAGGUCCGGGUCGAGACCGGCGCGGUCUCUUUCGACAAGGACUCCCUCCCCACCGCCGCCGCCGCGCCAGGGUACUACUACUUCGUGCGCGUCAAGGAUCAGGGGUUGGGGAUGAGCGCGGAUGUUCGCAGCAAGAUCUUCGAGCCCUUCUUCUCGACCAAGGAGCGCGUCGGUGGGAUGGGCCUCGGGCUGGCAAACGUGUACGCGAUCGCCAGCCAGCGCAGAGGGUUUAUCACCGUCGACUCCGAGGUCGGCGUGGGCUCGACCUUCACCGUCUUCUUCCCCAGACACGAGAACGCCGAUGAGCUCGACCGGCAGGAUGAGGGGAAGAAGAAGUCCGAGCUGCGCGAGGCGAACAUCCUCUACGCUGAGGAUGAUGAUAUGCUCCGGCGCCUGGCGAGUAAUCUGCUCACCGAGCAAGGCUUCAGCGUCUCGAGCGCGUCCAAUGGCAUCGAGGCGCUCGAGCUCCUGCGCGCGGCCAGGAACCCCUUCGAUCUGGUGAUCACCGAUGUGGUCAUGCCCAAGAUGGGCGGCGCGAUGCUCGCGCGAUAUGUGCAAGAAGAGAGCCCCGGCACGAUCAUCCUGUUCACGACCGGCUACACCGAAGACGCGACCUUCGUCGAGGAGUUCUCGAGCAAGAAGUUCCCUUGCCUGAUCAAGCCGUUCGCGCCGAGCAAAUUGCUCGCCAAGAUCCAGGAGUGCCUGGAGCUUCGCGAGCAGCAAGCCCUCGAUGAGCAGGAGUGA